This is a messenger RNA of Hippoglossus stenolepis (Pacific halibut), 8263 nucleotides long. RefSeq names its product sterile alpha motif domain containing 12 (gene samd12). Gene Ontology annotation, molecular function: protein binding. The record is from RefSeq and is a predicted model, not a curated record. Gene Ontology annotation, biological process: cell surface receptor protein tyrosine kinase signaling pathway. Gene Ontology annotation, cellular component: cytoplasmic side of plasma membrane. The coding region runs from base 1819 to 2343 and encodes 174 amino acids. The transcript is spliced from 5 exons. NCBI's taxonomy places the organism in Eukaryota, Metazoa, Chordata, Actinopteri, Pleuronectiformes, Pleuronectidae.
ACACCACUUCACCCCCCACUGACUGCUACAGAGCGCUGGUACGUGGUUUUUUAAAACAAGAAUAUUUAUAUCUGUGUUAACAUUAAACGGAUCGCAUGUCAGAAUUGCACUGAACUCAGCACUGCACUUCCUCGGGUAAUUUACAACAGACAAGCCAAGUGUGAAGCCGAUAAAAUGAACGGUUUGUGAGUUACACGCUUCAUAUACAGACAGAAAGACUUUUAAAUUCACUGUAACAACAACAUGUUGGUGGAUUUUGUCUCUACGCUCGAACAUUAUACAAAGACAGGUAAUAAUAUAACAGAAUAAACAACCUUUGCCUACAGGAGCAAACGUUUCACCCUCACUUAGCAUCUUGAAUAGCAGAUGACACACUGCAUAAGCUACUGUAAGACAGUAGGUGUGUCGUGUUGGAAAUGUUCUGUAUAAUUAGCUUAACAAAGAGGAUUUACAAGUCUUUUCUGUCGCUGGCAGUUCAAAGACCUGGUAAUUAUGUUCGACACAUUUAGACACAGUCACUGUCAAAGUAUAAGCUGCUGUUUUCACUGCUCUCGGGAGUUGAGAGCAAAAAAACAACGAGCGUUCCACAAAACCCGAAUCUGUGGAUGUCGGGGAAUUUUUAGAGCCGAAUUCAAAUGCACAAAUAAAUUAUGCAUGUCACAGAAAUUCUACAGUGUGGAAGCUGCAUGGUGCAUAGUCCAUGAGAAACAGGAGAAUAAUAAACAAUGUCUGUGUAUAUAAUCAAACCAGUUCUCCUGAGGUCACACGAUGGCUGUUUUCUAACUGUGUCCAGAUUAUGAUACCGAUCUGGUGAAGGUACUUUUAGUGUCUUUGUACCUGUUCUCAUGGGAAAACUUUGCUGAUGACCUGAGUUACCAGUUAGCGAAGCCUAUUUCAAUAUGAAGUACACACAGGAAUAGUUUAUGGGCAAGACACUUAUUUGCUUUCUUGUCAAGCGUUUGAUGCCAAAUAGCCAAAUACAAAGAUGGAACCAGUUAGCUUAGCCUAGCAUAGAGAUAGGAAUGGGGGGAAACUAAAUCUAAUAUGUACAACAACAGAAUUUAAACAGGUUUAUUUGUUGGCGUGGUGCAGUUACUUUACUCUAACCACCAUGAGGUCACCAGGUAACAAAUGGAGACACCGGCAAAGUCAAUGCGCCUGUUCAGGAAACAGUCACAUAACCCUGAGUUUAAUCACAAUUUUUCAUACUUAUACUCAGUUUUUGUUUGACUCCAUCAGAUGGUCACCAGAUGUGUUGACCUUUGGACAGAGCCAGGCUUCUCCGCUGUUCUCUUGUUUCCGGACUUUGCGCUAAGAGAAGCUAAACUGGCAGUCGGGACCGUGUACGAAGUAUAAUUCAUCAGUAGUUGUUCACGUUGUUAAUUUAAAAAAACGUUACUUUUGGGGGGUUGUUGCCUAAUUGCUUUCGUGUACAGAUGUAAAAUGAAUGGGCAUGGAUCUGAUAGCCGAUAAGUACGUACAAUACAGUUCAGCGCAACACAGAGAAAACUUUUUCCUUUAUCCAACGUGAGAAAUUAAAAUUGUCAGUAAGUCCAAAGAGGAAACACAAGUAUAAACUCAGGAGGCUCCAAGUCUUAAUUGACUUUAUAAAGUAGCUGUGACAGACUUCAAAGCCCACCACCCAGGGAGCGCCGAGCACUACACUUCCCAGCAUCCUCUGGGGGGCGGCGGCAGCAGCUGUGAGCUCCGGCUCGCCCGCAGCAAAGUGAUGAGAACAAGCCGAACAAGGUACAAUGAGCGGGGGGAGCGACGAGUUGUACAUUUCACCGGUGAUGCGCGGAUCUGCGGAGGAGCGCGAUGGCUGUUGAAGCUGUUCACUGCAACCUGAGCCAGAAUGGCAUCGACCACCAGAUGUGCCCGGAGGACGUGACGUCACAGCUGGAGGAAGAGGAGGAGUCCGUGGACGGGGGGGCAGUGCUGCUGGACGACGACAGCCCGAGCUACCAGGAUGUCAGCCCGCCCAUGUACCAGCGCCGCUCCCCGCCACACCGCUCUGUGUCCGAGUCCGAGCUGACACGGCCGGGGUACGUGAAGCUGUCCAAGCCCGUUGCCCUGUGGACCCAACAGGACGUGUGCAAGUGGCUGAAGAAACACUGUCCCAAUCAGCACCAGAUCUACAGCGACUCCUUCAAACAACACGACAUCACAGGGCGGGCUCUGAUGAGAUUGACGGACAGAAAGCUGGAAAGAAUGGGCAUCAUGCAGGAAGCCCAGAGGCAGCACAUCCUGCAGCAGGUCCUGCAGCUGCGGGUCCGGGAGGAAGUCAGGACCCUUCAACUUCUCACACAAGCCUCUCUGGAGUGCACUCCAUCUUCACCGUAGCCUGACGGAGCAGGAUAUCCAGUUGCAAAAGGACGCAGCCGCCCACCACCUCGCCAACAUCUUCCCAGUGUGUGAACCCCAGACUUCUUCCUGGACCGAGCACAGCUCUCCGCCUCCACACACCUUCGCUCUCUGCCCUCGGAGUCUUGAUCUGGAAAAGUACCCAUGCUUUCUUUUCUUCCCGGCCACUCCUGAGAAGCUCCCAAGUGUUCUGACUCGCAGUUUCCUCGACAACUCCUCUCAGAUUCCUGGAGUCCGACCAAUAGUUUCCAUUGCAGGAGUCUCAUCUCCAGGCAUUUGUGACCUUCGCAGCCAAACCUCCACCAGACCUCUCACGCUACAACUCCUACACUCCCCUCACACGUCCCUUUACUCCCCUCUCCCAUGCCAAAAGCCGAGCCCCAGCCAACCAGCAAUCUACCCAGAAUCCAACAUUCGCUUGGCUGUGGUUUCCUCAAAGCAUUUAAACACAACGAUGCCAUUGCCUUGCGGUUGAUAGUUUUUAGGGAACUCCCAAAGCAAAACCCCAACUCUUACAGUUACAAUAUAAUCCAUAGUCUUUUGGUUUGUCUGUGGCAUGUUAGCUCCUUCAGCGUAGCACUUUAAUGUGUGUUUUUCUCCCAUGAGUCCUCUUGUGGUGCACUGCUGAGUCUGGUUCUGCCCAACUAAGGACUUUGGGUAAUGAGACUGCUACUCUACACCUCUCCUUCCCUUUCUCCUCCUCAUUAUCUCUUCACAGACUCUACUUCAACAACCAGAGGAGGGUGACACAGUUUACACAACCACGCGUGUGUUUUUGUGCUUGUUCUCCCUCUCGUUCUGUGCAUAGACCCUGUAAACAGUGUCCGACAAAGGCCUGGUGAAGUGUCCGUGUCUCUUACCUGCUCCAUAUUGUGGAUGGCAGUAACCCUGAGAGAACUUGACUGUGGAAACAUUUAGCAGGGGGGAAUAAACACUGAACCUGGCACCACAUUAGGUACGGUUAAGUUGGCUCCGCGACAUAUACAUUGUUGUGAAAAGCAAUCUGAAGGAGAUGAAGCAGAACCUGGGGAUGAACCGCGAGAAGGAAAUUCCCUCGGUGUCUCUAAAAGCACUGAGCUGGUAGGUAAACUGAUUUGGCAAAGCCCAAAAGGUGGGGGCUGACCGAGGACAAGGAAGGAGCAGGCAAAAGCAAAAGGGCUCCGUGAACUAAGAGAUGCCAUGACUGGAAAUUCUUUACCGCUAAUGAGAAGAGGAGGAGGAGGAAGAAGAAGAAGAAGAUCAUGGAUGACAAAAAUAAUUUUCAUUUCCUCCCGUCUGUAUUUCUCCUUAUUGCUUUGUCUUCUUUCCGUCUCGCUGCUUGAAACUAUUUUUAGAUGCGGUAUAUUGAAAGUUGUGUAGAGAGGAGACGUGCUGUGCACAAAAGCUCAUCAUGGAAAUGUCGUACGUCAGUCUGGUCCGGACGAUAAUCUCUGCUGUCAAUGUGAAUUAUGGCCACUCACUGUUAUAUAUUAUUAUAGGUAUUUUAACUGCACUUAAAAAAGCACACGUGUCAGUCAUGAAACAAAACAGCUGUUCCUCAGAUCAUCGUCUCCACUGUGUGUCAAUGAGUGUAAAUACAUUGUGAAAUCAUGUAGCCAGUGUAAUGACCUCUAGAUAUCAGCUGCUGAUUUCCUUGUGCUGGAGUGAUAUUUAUCAGAAGCUCGCAUCCACGCCAGCGUAGCAUGAGCUGUUGUCACGGUAACAACAUCUUUUCCUUCCCCUGGAGGAGCGUUGGCAAUCAGAGGAGCAUAGAAUAGACGCCGUGGUCAGAGGUGAGGGAAUAAAAAAGGGGGUCACCGCCGGUUCCUGAGAGCCAAUGCGUUGUAAUAGGAUUCCAUUUGUGUACGGGUCCCCGUGUGUCCGGCCAUUCAUUGUUUGGAUAGCGGCUGAAGCCUAAUGCGGCAAAGAGCUGCGAGCAGAUUGAAUAGUAUUGAUCAGUUCUUCAGGACGUACAAUCAGUCCUCAUGGAUUACAAAAGCCUCAAGGACUGUGUGCACGCGCACUCGCGCACGCCUACAGUCACAUAGGAAUGGAGUCGUUCGGGCUAAAACACAAGUGGCUAUUUCACGGUCGGGUGGAGAUGUCGUGUCCAUGUCUGUCAAGGCCACCGGAGGAAAGGGAGGCUCGAUGCUUCCGUUAAGUUUGGAAUUUCUCCACUUCUCAAUUUCCCCGUUGGAAAAUGUCGACAACCGAGCUGGAAGAAAUGGUUUCCAGGAGUUGGAGGCUGCCAAGUGUGAAACCCAGUUCAGUUAGUAAAAAUGACUGCUAAAAUAGAACCAUUUUCAUCAGGAUAAUACAUUAAAUAUGAUAUUGUUCAGAAAACAGAGUCAAUUGGCUUCUUAUUGGCACUAAACAAAUAGGAAAUACAUGUAUUCACUUUUUUGCAAAGAUCCCACUGUUGUAUCCGACAGCUAAAUAUGAAGCAAGCUAAUUUACAAGCUAACGUACUAUAUAUUAGCAUGUAUUAGCGUAGCUGUUUGUAACAAAUGAGAUAUAGUUUGUUAGCUUUAAAGGUGAUAAAAGUUUGUUUUUGUUGCUAUGCUAAGCUAACACGUUUAGCAGACAGACACGCAAGAGGUUUCAAUCUUCUCAUUGGUUCCUAAGCUAUUAAGAAAAAGUAUUUCCCAAAAUGUUUGGCUUGAAUUUCGGUCUGAAACAUUUGCUCCGCCUGAUAAAGCCGAGAUCCUUGCAUUCCUCAUAUUUGUGAUGGUAGCCGUGGAAAGUCACUGGUCUUUAUUCUAGUUCUGCACCUCACUGAGGCUAUGAGGCAUUAUUUUAAAGUGUUUGUGUCUGAAUUCUUGUUUUCAGUGUGUCUUAGAAAUUUUGGGUCAAGAUUUCUGGUCAAAAAUUAUUGCCACUCCUGAAUUUCAAGAGCAAAAUUCUGAAUAUCUUCAGCAAUACAUGCAAAUUAACCAACUUUAUGUAAUCAGACUGUCCAAGGUUAAUGAACAAAGAAAAAUAGAAUUGCAUAAAUAGUGAAAUAAUACAAAACCCAAAUGAAUCCUGGGCACAGUUACCAUCCUUUGCCAAGAACCACAGCCUGUAAGCGUUUCCUAUAGCAGUCUCAAGCUUCCUGUACCUGCCUGCUUGUAGCUUCUGCCACUCUCCCACCACAGGAAUCCUUUUUUGCAAUGGUAGAUUUCACCUCUGCAGGUUUUCAAUGGGAUUUAGGUCAAGUCUCGUUCCUUGCCAGUCCCAUCUUUUCCUUGUCAGCCGGUCUUUUCUCCUGCUGUGUGCUGCUUGGAUCCUUGUCCAGCUGAAAAACCUAAAAGCCCGAUAUCUUUGCUUCAAAAAGUGGCUUUGCGACACACAUUUGGCUCUAAAAUGCCUUAGUAACCGGAUUUUUAUAAUUCCUUGAUACAUUCAAUCCCUCCAGCACCAGAGGCAAGAAAGCAGUCCCACAGCAUGAUUGAACCGCCUCUAUGUUUUAUUGUAGGUUGGGUGUUCUUUUGCUGAAGGGCUUCAUUUCAUCACCUUUACGCUGACCGGUGCGCGACGUUCCCAAGAGCUCUACUUCGGUUUCAUCUGUCCAUAGAACAUAAUCUGUGAAAAACUGUUUUUGCCAGCAUUGGUCCUACCUUUCUGUGCCUUUCUUUCAAUAGCGGUGUCUUUCUUGGCCUUCGUCCACGGAGCCCUGCUUGGUUUGGUGUGCAGCAUAUGAUACCAGCAGAAUCCACCAGCCCUGGUUGCUCCAGAACAGCCUGAAGUCUUGUGUGGUCUGUUUUUUAACAAUCCACAGUGACUUUCACCAACUUAACGGAUUGGGUUAGGGUUGGAUUUAGUCAAGUUAGGAUUAGAGUUAGUCAGGUUGGGGUUGGAGUUAGUCAGGUUAGGAUUAGAGUUAGUCAGGUUGGGGUUGGAGUUAGUCAGGGUAGGAUUAGAGUUAGUCAGGUUGGGGGUGGAGUCAGGUUCGGGACAGGAACAAAGCAGCUUGCAGCAUUUUCCUUGCAGCACAGAUGUCAUAUUUAAUAUCCCAUAUACUGUGAAAGGCCUAUAUGUUAUAUAAAUGACUCUAAAUGUAAUCUACCUAUCAUUUGACCUCGAUAAACUUUUGGUAGAAGUUGAAGUUGAAUCCGUGUUAAACUUUAUUCAAAUCGCCCUUUGACGAUAGUUCGAUUUGACUUAAAUCGAAGUGAAGUUUAUUGAAAGAAAGUUUUGCCUUUUUGCGAAGGAUAGAGUGGGCCAGUAAAUGCAGAGCACACAAAGUGAAAUGAUAAAGAAAGUAACGGGUCUGAAUCUCACCACAGUGCUGAAUGGAUGAUGUUGAAAUGGCAGGAGCUGGACUCUCAACAGCUUUUAUCCACAAACAGCUUCUGCUACAAAAGCCUACGUGUUACUUAUAGACUGAAAUUACAGAGUCAGACAGGCAGCAGACAGCCAGAGAUUCUUCAAUCAACUGAGGCAAUGCAAGGUUUUCAAGUCCACAUAUUUCCAUUUGUUGUACUCAAGGCUUGUUAGAAGGAAAACUGGGGCACACAGACACUUGUGGACAGCAGAAACGCCCCUGGUCAGGUUUUCUGAUUACGGCGUGGACAAUGGUGGCGCACGUAGACACAGCUUUACUUUCCCUUGGUUCUGUUGUAGGCAGGCAGUUUUAUUUUUAAAGCAUGUUUUAUACACAGAGGUAGUUUCAAGCUGCAUUAAAAACAACACAGAUGCUAUUUAAAAUCAAGUUUUAAAGUAAAAGAAAAGAGAACAAGAGCGGUGAAGAGAUUAAAAGAGGUCAAAGAAGUAAAAAGGAUAAAAGCUGUAUGAAAAAUAUCAAUAGGUUCAAGGAGUAGAAUAAUACAAGUAAUGUGUAAAAACAUAAAAUACAAUAUGAAAAAAAAGUUGAAAGUCUUGGAAAAAAAACCUGCAGUAAAAACCUCAUUGAUUAAUUCAGUCUGAAAAUCAAGCAGAGGUGAGUUUUUAUUUUCUGCAAAGAACUAAUUUAAAUCCCUCCAAACAAUGCCAAUAAUGUAUGUAUGUUUUAUUGUGGUAUUAAAAACGUUUACAGUUUAUUAAAUGUUUUGCUCAUAAACCAUCAGUUCAUCCGCACUUAUUUCUGAAGAGAUUCUGAGAAAUUCCAAGAGGCUGGUAAUUUUUUUGCUUUUAAUUAUCCAUAUGUCAGGCGGCAGCGCUACAAUAACCCCGAGUGUAGAGGAAUAUUGAUUCUUUAUUGUUACUCUCCAGUAUUUAGGCUCCAUACGUGCAGGGAGAGAAGUCAGGGAAUAGAUUUUCCUCCAGAGGAACGAGGGAAACUUUCCACAGUGCGUCUCCUGCUCAGAUAUCCAGACAGAACCAGCCUGAGAUGUGGCAGCUGUGCCAAGGUGUCCGAGGACUUGCCUUAACUGGCUCAGCCGUGGUCUCCCAGUACCUGUUAAGAGGUUUGGCACGUACUCCUAGACACUGACACACAAUGCACUGUUACACAAGAGAAUGCCAGACUAAACCUCACACAACGUUGUCGGUUGCACAAGAACUUUUUUUUUUUUUCCACACGCUGGCACGCACGUGAAAUGCGCACAGGCCCAGACUGUGUGUGUGUGUAAAAUACAAAUACACAAGCACACACACGGUGACACUCUACUCUGCGCCCGGAAGAAAUAAACACACUCGUUUCUCAACAAAUUAGCAGUAAACACGGUCGGAGCUGUUAACUCAUUUCACAUCGGUGAUGCAGAAAUAAAACAACACCUCAAUCUAAAGGGAAGACAAACAAAUCGAGCCUUUUCUUUCCACCGUGUCGACGACAUGUUCGGAUUUUUCUUUUGUUCCCGAGUGUUUCAGGCAUGCAGGACCAAGUCACUACUCCCAGUCUAUCUACAUAUACGGUGCCUGAGGAUGGAUGUUAAUGAUGAUGUUGAUAUCAUGAUGAGUACAUAUAUAUAUAAAUAAUAAACAUAUUUAUCUUCAUGUA